ACUUACUUCACCAAGGAGAAAAAGCUCUACAUAAGGUGGACCGUAAUGUCAGCUAUGACCCUGGAGUCCUGCUGGCCUCGGAUACUGAUCAUGGCUAUCUAGUACAAUGGCGAGUACACCAGAGGCCACUUACCAUGCACCGCAUGCGUUUACAGGAGCUGCACUACAUCGCUAAUGAGCUGGAUAACAUUGGAGGGGGGGACAAUGACCUGGUGAUUGUCAUAAACUGCAUGGCGCACUUUAUCUCAUUCCCGGUAAAAAUUUAUCUGCAGAGGAUAAGAAAUAUCCGUAAUGCCGUUGUCCAGUUAUUGAACCGAAGCCCCCAGACCAAGGUCAUCAUCAAGUCCGGGAACACCGGCUUCCUCUAUGAACACGGCAGUGACUGGCUGUCCCUCCAGCUGGACACCCUAAUGAGGGCCGUCUUCUCAGGACUUCCAGUUACAAUAAUAGAUGCCUGGCAGAUGACCUCCUGCCAUUACCUGCCCAAAGACCUUCACCCUCAGGAAAUCAUUAUCAAGAACAUGGUGGACUCGAUGCUCUCCUACAUUUGUCCAGAAUAGGUUGGUACAGACAACAUUGUGACAGGAAUCCUCAUCAUCAUUGCUGGAACAUAGGACCAAAACCUCCACCUUCACUAUGCCUGAAGAGACAUCACAGAGCUGUUCUGUACAGUAUGUUGUGGUGUAAAGAAAAAAAACUGAUGGGUUAGACAUAGGAAAAAAAACACUUACUGCUCUUAAUAAAGGUGCAGCCAUUGGCUGAAUGCUCUUGACUCCCCAUACACCCUUGGCUAGAUGAGCGUAUAUGGUAACCAGUUGUCUAUGGGGAGAGAGGAGAAAGCUGCCGGCAUACACUUCUGUUAGCCUGUUAUCUCUUGGAAGAAGUAAAGGAUCGAGUACUAAAACAGAUAUAUGUAACUAAGUGAGCACAAGUUGACUUCAGAGGGGUCACUUCCAUUUGGAGGAGACUCUAGUUUUGCUGUACCAGUUCUCUGGAAUGCUCUGCCCCAAGCAAAUACAGUAGAUGAAUUCACAACAUCCACAGUUUUAGAUACUCCAUAAAACAUAUAUUUUUAGUUUGGCCUCACAUCCUCUGAUCUAACUCUCCUCCAUUCACCGCCCCCAUCCCCAUCAUUGAUCCAUCAUCAAAUAUUUACACCCCUGCACUCAGAGGCGCUACAUAUAUCGUCUGGUGACGGCUCGUGCAGCUUUAUAUCUUCUCCCCUAUUGUGAUAAGAUGGCCGACCACUGUACAAAACCGGCUGUUGUUAUCUUCUGUGUCAGGCCAUCUCCUCAUAGCGUAGAGUGUAAGCUCUUGUGAGCAGGGCCCUCAUUCCUCUG
Bufo gargarizans (Asiatic toad) is the source of this 1340-nucleotide messenger RNA. Its product is annotated as NXPE family member 3-like. The record is from RefSeq and is a predicted model, not a curated record. NCBI's taxonomy places the organism in Eukaryota, Metazoa, Chordata, Amphibia, Anura, Bufonidae. The coding region runs from base 135 to 560 and encodes 141 amino acids. The transcript has 2 exons.